AUGCGUGCAUCUGCUUCGCUUUUCAUCUUCGCCGCUGCCCUUUCCGGCUUCCACGGCGCCUCUGGUGCCGCUAUCCCUCCCAACGGACAGUCUUUGGCUGAUUCGAGCAUUCACUAUCACAUUGGAACUCCGAUUCAGACCCCUGAAGCUGGAGCUGUGAAGCGAGAUGAGAAUGCCGUGCUACCCACAACCACCCAGGGAUCUAUGGAUGAGGUGAAUGGCGUCGAGACGAAUGGUGGGAUUGAGCGCCGGGGUAGGGGACGGGGUAGGGGCCGGGGACAGGGUCGCAACCACAACAACAAUAACAACCACAUCAACCACAACAACAAGACCACCCCGAAGUCUCAGAACAGCGCUAAGCCUUCCAAGACUCCUCAGCCUAGCCAUCCGGCUACCAACAAGCCCACUCUCACCAACAAGCCCGCCACCAACAAGCCGGCUCACCCCAGUCAACCGGUUCCCAGCCAGUCCGCUCACCCCAGUCAACCCGCUCAUCCCAGUCAGCCCGCUCACCCCAACGAGCCCGCUGGACCCAACAAUCCCGCUGAGACAGAUGAGCCUAGCGGCCCCUCUCACAACAUCGAAUUCAACCCCGAAAUCAACCUUCCUGAUCCCACUCAAGAUCCUCAAGACCCUGCUCAGGACCCCGCUCAGGAUCCCGCGGAGGAGCAGGAGGCUCCCCAAAACCCUGAGAACCCCGAAGGAGAGGCACCUCCCGCUCCCGCUCGCCGCGACCUCUCCAAGCGCAAGAAGCACAGCAGACCCAGCAAGCCCGCCAACAAGCCCGCCAACAAGCCCAGCAACUCUCCCAAGCCCAAUGACAAGCCUAGCAGCAUCCCCAAGCCGACUUCCAAGCCCACCACCACCCAGCAUGCUCAGCCUACUCCCUCCAACCACGCUUCCUCCUCCGCUCACCCUCAGCCCACCCCUUCGAACCACCCCAACGAGCCCAGCAACCAGCCCGACAACGACCCUGACAACGAACCCGGCCAUGAGAUCUCCAUCGACCCCGAGAUCAACCUCCCCGACCCCACCCAGGAGCAAGAGCAAGAACAAAACCCCGACGAGAACAACCAGGACGGCAACAUUGCUCGCCGGGACCCCCGCGGUGGCAGGGGACGCCACCACCACCACCACAUCGAGCUGAACCCUGUCUUCAACGUCGACCCUACCCAAAACAUUGGUGACGACGACAACAGCAACGAUGACGGCCAGAACUAA
Aspergillus chevalieri is the source of this 1221-nucleotide messenger RNA. RefSeq lists its product as uncharacterized. The record is from RefSeq and is a predicted model, not a curated record. The transcript has 2 exons. The coding region runs from base 1 to 1221 and encodes 406 amino acids. Lineage: Eukaryota; Fungi; Ascomycota; Eurotiomycetes; Eurotiales; Aspergillaceae.